AUGGAAAGCUGCAACAACAACGGAAACCCAGAGAUUCUAUACCGAAAGGGAAUGCUGGAAUUCUUCACCCAUUAUAGAGAAGCUUCUGGAAUGACAUAUUUAAAGCUUUAUGCCCAAAAAGGCUACUCGGAAACUUGUUAUGUAUACGACAUCAUUUUGUAUGCAACGAGUUUGGAGGAUGAGGGAGUGAAGUUCUUGAAGAUUUGUGAGGCAAAAUUAGGGCUUAAACGGGCUGAAUGUCGUCGGAGAGUUAAGGAAUUUGUUUGUAAUCUUUGGGUUAAGAACAAUAUUCCUUUGUCGGAAAAGGAUUUCGGUGACCGGAGGGAAUGUGAGAGUGUAGUUAAGAAUACUUGUAAGAAGAACGUGAGAAGAAUUAGAUGGGAUGGGAACGAUGGGGAUGAUUAUUAUGGAGAACACACGUGCGAAGCGUGUAAAUGGAAUGAGGAAGUUUUGAGAUUUUGUAAUAUGCUUAGAACUGGGAGUUACGAUAUCAUGUUAGGGCACUUGUAG
Molecule: messenger RNA, 510 nt
Organism: Cucurbita maxima (winter squash)
Lineage: Eukaryota; Viridiplantae; Streptophyta; Magnoliopsida; Cucurbitales; Cucurbitaceae
Exons: 1
Coding region: 1-510 (169 amino acids)
Source: RefSeq, a predicted model, not a curated record